GCUAGGCUGAAAACAUAGAACACACCAUCUGUUUGCUGCGAAUAUAUGACGGUAGGAACGUAUCCGAUUAUCUGGAGCCAAGCUCUUCUAGGACUUUAUUUUAUUAGGGUAUUUUUCUAACCAAAGAAUCGGAUAAUUGUUCGUUUGAAUCGAAUUGUGUAUUUGCUACAUACGUAUUAUGUGCACGCUAGCUAUCUAGCUAGCUAGCCAGUUUACCCAGUGUUUUACUGGCACUAGUUUAGCCUCAACCAGCUUCGUCGCCUUCAUCAACAAACCUAGAUAGGAUCAUAGGCCGCUGAUUGUUGGCUGAGGCAUACAGCAGGGCCUCUGAGGAGCCUUAGCUUUGUCUUCCCAUGACAACGCGACAUCAUGGCAGCAACGGCUCCAGCAGCGAUGCCGAGUGCCGAGUCUCGGAGGACGAAAGGAACAUGGAGGACGUAGAGCUUACCGAGCUCGGACCGCUGCUGACGAGUCCAGAAUCCUCUGCCAAACUCAGAGCAGCAACAGCAUACCCGGAUGGGGAUGAUGAUGACUGUGAUGAUGAUGAUGAUGAAGACUUGAAAAUGGUCACACUGCCUCUGCAGGCCCACCGUGCCAUGGAGAAGAUGGAGGAGUUUGUACACAAGGUAUGGGAAGGACGUUGGCGAGUGAUACCUUUUCACUUGCUCCCUGACUGGCUGAAAGAUAAUGACUACCUUCUUCAUGGUCACCGGCCUCCCAUGCCAUCGUUUCGAGCCUGCUUUGGAAGCAUCUUCAGGAUCCACACAGAGACAGGGAACAUCUGGACACACUUACUAGGUCUGAUUCUGUUCCUGUGUCUGGGCACUCUGACCAUGCUGCGGCCGAACAUAUCAUUCAUGGCACCUCUGCAGGAGAAGGUGGUAUUUGGGAUGUUCUUCCUAGGUGCUGUGCUUUGUCUCUGCUUCUCCUGGCUUUUCCACACAGUCUACUGCCACUCGGAGAAGGUGUCCAGAACAUUCUCAAAGUUGGACUACUCUGGCAUAGCAUUGCUGAUCAUGGGUUCGUUUGUGCCAUGGCUCUAUUACUCGUUUUACUGCUCCCCACAGCCAAGGCUAAUAUAUCUAUCCGUGGUGUGUGUGCUUGGCAUUGCUGCCAUCGUCGUGGCUCAAUGGGAUCGCUUUGCUACUCCACGUCACAGACCAACACGUGCAGGUGUGUUUCUUGGACUUGGGCUGAGUGGCAUUAUUCCCACAAUGCACUUUACCAUUGCUGAGGGCUUUGUGAAGGCUACAACAGUGGGCCAGAUGGGCUGGUUCAUCCUAAUGGGUGCCAUGUACAUCACUGGAGCUGGCCUUUAUGCUGCACGCAUCCCUGAACGCUUCUUUCCUGGAAAAUGCGAUAUCUGGUUCCAAUCACAUCAGAUAUUCCAUGUGUUGGUGGUGGCUGCAGCUUUUAUUCACUUCUACGGCAUUUCCAACCUGCAGGAGUUUCGUUACGGCCUGGGAGGAGGCUGCACAGAUGAUUCCCUUCUCUAAAGUGCUCCAUCCCUCUUUCUGCUCAUUUUUUUUUUCCUUCCUUCAUUUACUGCCCUGAAACUGAAAUGAUGACCAGUGUGAACACUUUUGGAUCAACCAUGGUUGGAAACGGCCAGUUCACACACUGCCUACCACACAAUGAACACUUAUUAAAAACUCUACCAAGAUUAUUGAUUUUAAGGGAUUGUUACAUAUUUUUAAAACCUCCUUUGUACAAUCAAAUGUUUUAUUGUUGUAAUACUUGAAAACAUACAUUAAGAAGAUAGAACUUAGAAUUCAGUUAAGCUUUAGUUCACAGUUUACUUUGCAUUGCACUGUCACACUGUUUAAAAAGUGUAUGUAUAAGGUGUUUAGUCACAGCCACUGAGAGCUGUGUGAGCAGUGCUACCUCUCCCUGUCUACUCCAGUCUGUUCACACUGAUGGGUAAACGCAAACUGAGGACGCUACAGGAUUUAGAACUUUACAGAACUUUUAAAAUCAAACAAGGAAUGUCUUUCAUCUGCUGUAAAUGAUUUCAUGUCUGUAGUUUGUGACAACCUAAUUUUCUCAGUUACAUAUUUGUUUGUCUUUUCUCUGAUUUUCUUGUCAAUGGUUCAUUUACAUAUUAUUUACCAAUAAAAAUAAGAAAUGUCCAA
Molecule: messenger RNA, 2132 nt
Organism: Trichomycterus rosablanca
Lineage: Eukaryota; Metazoa; Chordata; Actinopteri; Siluriformes; Trichomycteridae
Gene: adipor1b
Product: adiponectin receptor 1b
Exons: 8
Coding region: 354-1496 (380 amino acids)
Biological process (GO): adiponectin-activated signaling pathway
Cellular component (GO): plasma membrane
Molecular function (GO): signaling receptor activity
Source: RefSeq, a predicted model, not a curated record